This is a messenger RNA of Aureobasidium melanogenum CBS 110374, 582 nucleotides long. RefSeq lists its product as uncharacterized. Lineage: Eukaryota; Fungi; Ascomycota; Dothideomycetes; Dothideales; Saccotheciaceae. The transcript has a single exon. The record is from RefSeq and is a predicted model, not a curated record. Bases 1 to 582 code for a protein of 193 amino acids.
AUGGCCGAAUAUCAAUCAUCUCACUAUGACCAUAAUAUUCCAGACAUGAGCAAACCAUUCGACUUGAGAUGUCCCGACAACACAGAUCUCUGGCGUAUCCCUCCGUCCACAGAUCGUGGCAACACACCUCACAUCUACCGUACCAUGGCCGCCUCAGAUUUCAAGUCAGCAAAAGUCACAGUAUCGGGCCCAUGGACCAAACUCUACGACCAAGGCGGACUCUGCAUGAUCAUCGAUAUACCAGGCGCCAGACAGAACAAAUGGGUCAAGACAGGAAUUGAAUUGUUGAAUGGCAAGCCUCGUGUAAGUGUUGUUGGUACCGACACCUGGUCAGAUUGGAGUUUGCACCCGGUCGUCGCGGCUGACAAAGUGUCUGCCACCAUUGAAAUGGUUGUCGAGCAUGAUCAUCUGUGGGUUUACCUGCACGGCGAUGAUGGCGAGCGUCACCCAAUGAGAGAAAUUACGUGGUGGAAUGCCUUGCCAAAGGACGCAAAAUGUAAGGUUGGCGUCUCGGCGGCAAGACCGGCCAGCGAAGGAGGUGAAUUGGUUGUGCAUUAUGAGAAUUUAAUCAUCAGCGCAUAG